AUGUCUGCAGAAGACGAUUUGGUGCCCGAGAGCGUCGAAGGCUACACCGUAGGCGAAAAGAAGACCAUUGCCGAAUACACAAAACUCGAUGCCGAGGAUGAGUCGCUUGCCAAGUGGAAAGCGUCCUUGGGGCUUUCAGCAGAAGGGCUGGCUUACCCAGUCAAGGCUGGCGAUAAGAGAACAGUGGUGAUUGUGGAAAUGGCAUUGACGUUUCCUGAGGACAAGGCGCUUGAGCUGAUUGUCAUUCCUUUGGAAGAUGCCAGUGGGAACACCAUCAAUAAGGAUAUCAAGUUUUCCAUUAAGGAGAAGGCUGUGUACGAGUUGCACAUCAAGUUCCGGGUGCAGCACGAGAUCAUUACUGGGUUGAAGUACUUGCACUCGGUGAAGAAGGCUGGGAUCCGUGUGGAGAAGAUUGAAGAGCCAUUGGGGUCGUAUGCGCCUAACACCAAGGAGAAGCCUUUCUACGAAAAGUCUUUGGGUGCUACGGAGGCUCCUUCGGGGAUGUUGGCCAGGGGCGGGUACUCGGCGACGACGAAGUUUGUUGACGACGAUAAGACCGUGCACUUGAGCUUUCCCUGGUCGUUCCAGAUCACCAAGUAG
Messenger RNA from Candidozyma haemuli, 600 nucleotides. It is a transcript of the gene RDI1, whose product is annotated as Rdi1p. Gene Ontology annotation, cellular component: cytosol; cytoplasm; membrane. Bases 1 to 600 code for a protein of 199 amino acids. NCBI's taxonomy places the organism in Eukaryota, Fungi, Ascomycota, Pichiomycetes, Serinales, Metschnikowiaceae. The transcript has a single exon. The record is from RefSeq and is a predicted model, not a curated record. Gene Ontology annotation, molecular function: protein binding; Rho GDP-dissociation inhibitor activity. Gene Ontology annotation, biological process: Rho protein signal transduction.